AUGCGAUCGCGAGUCGAAGUGAUACGCAGUGAUCGCCGGAUCGCCCACCCUAUCGCUACUUAUGCAUGGCUUGCCGCAGCAUUUGCGUGGCUGAUCGUUGCAUUUGCAUGGGUUACCGCGAUCGUGUCCCGCGUCCUCCCACUAUUUGCGCUGCAGGACGAGUCCGAGCUGGUGUAUCUCUCGGGGGACCGGGAGAAGUCGCUUCCUCUCUCCGCAGUCAGCACGAUCGCGUGGGGCCAGAAGACAGCCAUAUUCCACCGGCACCUGAGGCCCGACAAGGAGAACCAGUCCUUCUCCAUCAUCUUCUGCAACGGGGAACGAACCAUCGACGUCAUCUGCAAGGACACGGACGAGGCGGAGAUGUGGUUCGUGGGGCUUGGAGCGCUCGUGGAGAAGCAGCGCCGUACACAGUCGGAACGGUUGGGCAGGCAGGCGGUGGUGGUGGCGGAGAGAGGCACGCAAGACUGGUCACCCAACUCCUCGCCCUUCUUUUCUGUGGACCGUAAGCCCCAGGCAGGCGGGUCCGCGACUGCCAGUCCGCCGGACAGGCUGAGCCCAGACGUGGCCCCCAUGCCCGCGUCCAAGUCCGCUCAGGACAUUUCAACGUACCCAGCAGCAGAUGACCGCUCCAGUGAUGGUGAUGAUGCCUCAGACACCGCCUCUCUCAGUGGCUUCUCUGUGCUAUCUGUGAACCACGCGUCCGCCGCCAAUGCACAGUCGAUUCUGGGGGUGAAUAGUAACGGUGGUGGUGGGGCUGGAGGGGUUGGGAGCGGUGGGGGUGGUGGUGGGGUGGCCAGUGGUAGUGUGACUAUAGCGGGGGCGGCUGGGCCCGGGACGAGUUCUGUCCCUUCCACCACGUCCUCAUCUUCCUCCUCCUGGUGGGACAAAUCCUCUGCUUCCAGUAGAACGGAGUCUGGAGCUGUUGCGCAGGGUAAACCACCCUCGGGAAUGUGGGCCGAUGCUGCUGCAGUGACAAGUCACCCGAGCACAACCAGCAGCGCAGGGGAGGACGCGGGGGGAGAGUCUCUAGGAGAUCUGUUCAUGUGGGGGGAGGGGCUGGGGGAAGGCGCGCUCGGGGGAGGCGGGAUGAGAAAGAAGGGCGGGCAGAGGAUGGUGAUGGGGGCGGAAUACGACAGUGUGGCGCCGAAAGCGCUGGAAUCCGGGGUGGUGCUGGAUAUAUGCAGAGUGGCGUGCGCGGAGGAGCAUGCAGCGCUGGUGACGCGGCAGGGGGAGGUGCUGUGCUGGGGGGAGGAGUCCGGGGGGAGGCUGGGGCAGGGCGUGGAGAAGGACGUGGAGCAUCCGCAGCUGGUGGAGGCGCUGGGGGGCCUGCGCGUGGAUCAGGUGAGGAGUGGGGUGAGGCGUCUGGCAAGCGCACGUGAGAAUAAGGUUGCGUGCAAGAGAGGGCAAGGGCAGUCUGGACUUCACGUGUGCCCUCACGCGCUGGGGCGAUGUGUACAUAUGGGGGAACGGGCGCAGGUGCCAGGGGCUGCUGGGGUGGCGUGUGGCACGCACUUCACUUGCGCCCUCACGCGAGGGGGCGACGUGUACAUAUGGGGGGACGGGCGCAGGUGCCAGGGGCUGCUUGGAUCAGGGGGUUAUGGGGACAUGCCGCAGUGGGUGCCGCGCAGGUUGGGCGGCCCUCUGGACGGGGUGCAUGUGGUGCAGGUCGCAUGUGGGCCCUGGCAUGUGGCCGUGGUGGCGGGUGGAGGGGAGGUGUUCACGUUUGGCGACGGCACGUUUGGCGCUCUGGGCCAUGGCAACUGCGAGGUUGUCCCAGUGCCCAGGCAAGUGCAGGCGCUACAGGGCUACCGAACCCUCAGAGUUGCAUGCGGAGUGUGGCACACUGCAGCAGUAGUGGACACAUGCCCGUCAGGCGAUGGCAGUGGUGGGGGCAACAGCAGCAGCAGUGGCAUGGGGGGCUGUGGGCAGGUGUUCACAUGGGGUGAUGGGGACGGGUACAAGCUGGGCCAUGGGGACAAGCAGCAGCAGCUGCUACCAACUCUGGUCAACGCCCUGCGCCAGGAGAGCUGCUCUCAGGUGGCGUGCGGGGAGAGUGUGACAGUGGCGGUGACAGCAGAAGGGCAGGUGUACACGUGGGGCAGUGCGGAGUAUGGCCAGCUGGGGAACCCUCAAGCUGAUGGCAAGCUGCCAGCUAGAGUGGCCGGCCCAUUGCUGCAGAAGCAGGUGGAGCAGGUGGCGUGUGGGGCGCACCACGUGGCAGCACUCACCACCACAGCGCAUCUGUUCACGUGGGGCAGGGGCGCCAACGGGCGUCUGGGCCACGGGGACGUGAAGGAUAGGGACGUGCCCACCGCUGUCACUGCCCUCAAAGACAGACGCGUUCUGCUGGCCUCAUUAUGUGCUUUCGCCCUCGGCCCUGCUCUCUAUCCGACACUCCCCAUGACCAGGUCUCCUGUGGGGCGGCCAGCACAGCCGUGGUGUGUCAGCACAAGCCCUUCUCAGGCGCCGACAACUACCAGUGCAACCAGUGCCGCCAGCCCUUCACCUUCGCGCGCCCCCGCCACAGCUGCUACAACUGCGGCCAGCCCGUGUGCCACGCCUGUAGCAGCCGCAAGCUGCUCGGAGCAGCCAUGGCCCCAUCCUCCUCCCGCCCCUACCGAUUCUGUUUCUGCCUCCCUCCCCGCUCUCCCUGCUGCUACCCAUGCCCACUCCGCCUCUCCUCCCCUCCGCACCAGCGCUUCACCUCCCGCCAAACCUGACGACUCCCAUCUCCGAACCAGCCGGUCGCUCCGAACCUCGGUCCAAGCCCCGGGGAAGAGGUCAACCAGCCCAAUGCUCCGGCGGUCGAUGGGCACGAGCCCGCUUCGCCGAGCCUCCAGCCCGACCGCGGCUCAGAUAGCUUCGGCAGCCGCUGCAGCCAUGGCUGCUGCUAUGGCAGGGCGUAUGCCUGGGCCCACCCCUGCUUCCAUCGCAGCAGCAGCUGCGGCGGCAGGGCAGGUGGGACCAGGGGGCAUUGGAGGAGUGGGGGGGAUGGGGGCUGUGGGGGGCCUGGGAGGCGUUGUGGCGCUGCCUGGGGGGGGAGGGACGAGAGGAGGAUCGUCGGUUGGGAGGGUGGGCGGAGUGGAAGUUGCAGGAGCAGGAGGGGGUGGGGUGGAGGGAGGAGAAGGAGGAGGAUGGUCGGCCAUGACAAAAGCAUUGGAAGAAACAUCAGAGGCGGAGAGGGACACAGCCAUGGCGGGCAUGCGGCAUGCCAAGCAGAACGCAGAGAGGGAGGCAUACCGCCUGCAGGAUGAGGUGGAGGUGCUGCGGCAGCACUGCCAGCUGCUGGAGCAAGAGCGCAGGGCGACACUGGAGCUGGCCCAGAGGCAAGUCGAGGCAGCAGUGACAGCGGCCAGUGAAGCAGGAGCGAGGGUAGCAGGUGCACGCGACAUCAUCCAAGUGUUGUGCGCUCAGAUGCAGGAGCUGCUGCAGCAGGCGCCGUCCAUCCCAGUCAAGCAAGCCAGUCUGGCGAUCCGAGCCGUUGAUGACUCAGUGCUCUACACUGGUCCUCUGCUCCUGUCGUCGUCCGUGCUGCCCCCGUCCCUUGUUGAGCUGCCACCGCUGCCUGUUUCAGGGAGCGGUGGUGCCGCGCUUGCUGCUGCUCCUGCUCUUGCAACUGCUGCUCCUGGUGCUUCUGUGGGGAGUGUUGAGGGGUGUAGGGCGCAGCGUGAGGGAGGAGUGCCUUGGACCCCUACAGGGGCCUCGUCUGAUAAGAUAUCACCUCGUUCCAAGUGGAUUGGUGGGGGAAGAGCGACAGAGGGAGCAGCCGCAGCAAGAGCAGUGGGAGGGAGAGAGGCAGGCUCGUUUGCUGGUGUGGCAGGGGCGGGCGUGGCAAGGGGAGGCUCCAGUGUGGAUGUUAGCGCACGUGAGAGCGUGGGAGUGGGGGGGUCAGUCAGGGGAAGCUCACCCUUCGAGGCUCCAGCACGGUGGACAGAAGCAAGUGCGGAGAGGGGCAGCUCUGGCGCUCAGCUGGAUGGUCUCAGCCUGAGAAAUUCCCAGGGGGGUUAUCUUGGCAGCAGGGGUGGAGGGGCGAUGGGUGAGAGGCAGGAGCGGCGGACACUGCCUGUGUUUGAGGCGCCACGGGGCGAGAGCAGCGAGCAGCAGCAGCAGGAGAGCAAGAGUCGCAUGGUGCCGUCGCUGGUGCGGCUGCAUGAGUCGUGGACGCAUCUGCGGCAGCGGGAGACCACUCCUGAGCGCGUUCCUGUAGGUGUCUCUGUGGGAACUCUGCCUCCCAGUGCAGCUGUGCCUCCUCAUGUUCCUGGCCCGAGCAGCAGGAGGAGCCUGCCUGCUGUGCCUGGGCUCAGCAGCAGAAGCAGUGUGGGUGGGAUGAGAGGGAGUCUGGGCGGCGGGAGAGAGAGUUUGGUUCAGGAACGGAAUGGGCGGCCGAGUGAGAAUCUGAUUGGUAGAUUGGGAGGAAUGGCAGGGGAGAGGGACGUUGGUGGGGAAGGGAAGGCUGCGUUGGGUGAGGGUGAUGAGUCAGUUGACGGUGGUGGUGGCAGUGGUGUGAGGGAAGCAGGUUCUACUGACGAGACCAGGCAAGAGCUGAACUUUGGUUGUCAAGGAUGGGAAAACGAAAACGUGGAACCAAGUUUUAGGUAUGCAGCUUUGCAAGAGAACAUGGGGCAGGGUGAGCAAGGGAUUGAUGAGGAGGAGGGAGGGAGAUAUGGGAGUCAAGCAGAUGGCUUGCUGUCUGCAAACCCACACACCGAGCAGGAACUGCAUGGGAGACUGUUGAUCAAUGGCUUGGACAAGACUGGCAUGGCUGGUGCUGGUGGAGCUUCAAGCUCUGCUGAUGCUGCUACAGGGGCUUGUACAAGUGAGGAGCAUCCAGGCAUGUUGACAGAGGAGACAGUUCGGAUGCAUGGUUUGGAUGGCAUUGCUGAGUGUGAGGAGGAGGGUAGAGGGGCGGACUCUGGGGGUGGUGAUGACAGGGAUGGGUCACAGAGUGAAGCUGGGUCGACAAGUUCGAGUAGACGCGGGGAGGGCAAGGGAGGAAGCAGGAAGUCGACGCGCAAGCUGCACGAGAACGAGUGGGUGGAGCAGCCGGAGCAGGGGGUGUACAUCACGCUCUCUAAGCUGCCUGGCGCACAAGGCGAGGCGGCUAGCGCGGACAUGGCCGCCGUUCGCGACGCACGGGAGAAGCUCCCGCAACUCCUCAAUCAUCUCGGCGUCACCCCGCGUGACACCUUCAACCUGGACGAGACCGCGCUGUGGCUCUCCGUGCUCCCUCGGCGCACGUACAGCAACGGCCGCAUACCAGGCCGCAAAGUUUCGAAGGACCGCCUGACCGUCGCAUUCCUCGUGAAUGCUGACGGAAGCCACAUGUUCCGCCCGCUCGUGAUCAGUAAGGCGAAGCGGCCCCACGACUUCCGCCCGGACUAUGACCCCGAAGCCCUCUGCUACUGGCAGCAUAACGCGAAAGGCUGGAUGACGUCGCCGUUAUUCACUCAUUUCAUAUCGCAGCUGAAUUCUGCGAUGUACGCGGAAGGUCGCAAGGUCGUGGUGCUGCUCGACAACGCUAGCAGCCACAUGCUCAGGAGUGAGCACGCAUGGAGCGAGGUCGUCUGCGGCAUGAGGACGACCUGCAUGAGCAACGUGCGGCUCGUCUUCCUGCCGCCGAACACCACCUCAUUCACACAGCCGCUCGACCAGGGCAUCAUCGCCACCGCCAAGGCCCGCUACCGCCAGCACUGGUUGCGGGCCUUUUCGGCUUUGUGGAACGCCGACGGCGCGACAAGCGCCGUCGCGCGGUACCGCCCGAACCUGCGUGACGUAGUGGGAUGGUUGUCGGACGCGUGGACAUCCGUCGGUGUGCGCACCAUCCAACGGUGCUGGUGGCGCACGGGGUGUCUUCCGCUCUCGUGGUCACUGGAGCUGCCACACGUCCACGACGACGAGCCGGUCCCUCCCGCCUAUCCCGACAUCGAGAUCGACGACGACAUCGACGAUGCCGUCUACGACGACGCCGACCCCGUGGGCUGCGAAGCGCGGCGCACAGCCCGGGCGGCAUGCGAGAUGCUCAUCGGAUAUGCUCGGGCCACCCGCAUCACGCCACGCGAUCUGUGCCAUCUCUUUGAUAUCCGCAACCCCGUCAUUAUCGCGCGGAUGGAGCGGGCGAGCCCGUCAUUCAACCUCAACGUGGCCCCUCAACCCGUCCCCACCCCCGGCGCAACUCCCACGCCCGAGACCCCUCGCCCGCGCGGCCGUGUGCUGCCUGGCUGGAUGACCCAGCCGUCCCGCCGUCAGCAGCUGCUUGACGCCGGUGUGGGCGCCGUGAUGGACGGCUAUGUGGACGCGGCUGAGUGGAUGCGUCUGUGA
This is a messenger RNA of Closterium sp. Naga37s-1, 6318 nucleotides long. Lineage: Eukaryota; Viridiplantae; Streptophyta; Zygnematophyceae; Desmidiales; Closteriaceae. The record is from the annotation of a GenBank genome assembly.